AGUGUAGAUCCAUAUCAUUGUAAGCCCCAGUCAGGAUGUUCUCUAGAUAUGCUCUCUGAUGUAGACUUAUCUAAACAGCGUACCAAAAGCUUUUCUUGGGACGGUUGGAUUGAUGCAGAUGCUGGGAUUAAAGAAUAUUCAUAUGAACUGUUUGAACUUCAUCCUGUUGGUAAUGAACUUGGAGUCAAGGCUAGGAAGACGGGGUCAAGCACUACAUCAAAAAGUGUUGAUGUUACCUUUUCCAAACCUGCCGUGUAUUCCAUGAUUUUAUCAGCCUAUGAUAAAGCUGGAAAUUAUAAGAAGGCUAGACGAUUGGUUAUAUUUGAUGAUACAUCUGCUGUAACAACGACGUCCGGGAGUGUGCUUAGAGUGACUACUGCUCUUUCUACUACCAAUUACAAAUGGCAGACUAAUUUAAAUUCUGUUACAAUCAGUUGGACUAAUAGAUAUAUCAACACUAUACAUCAUAAUGGUCGUUUUCUAGCAGCAGUUAGAUCAGAACCUGGUGUAGAGUCUCAAUAUGAUGAUAAUUAUGGGUCUAGAACAACUCAGGCAAUUAGCAAUGUACAAGGAAUUGUUGGUAUUAAAACCAUAUAUAAAGUGGACCACGCUGGAGGAAGUUCGAUUAACCAGCCUUCUCAAAAUGAAUUCGUAGAUCUAGGAACUGAUCAACAAGAGACAAUAACACCAGUUCUGAAAGAUGGCGAUACUUUACGAUAUUUUAUCAGAGCUUACGAUAUUUUAUCUCAAUACAAGGAAGAAUCGUUGACCGUCCAUUUUGAUAGUUCACCACCUGUUAUUGAAAAUCUAUGGUUAACAAAAGGUGAUGAGGUUAAUCUAGCAGUUCAUGGUUUUGAGGAACUUGAUAAAAUGGUCAUAGAAUGGGUAGCCUAUGAUGAUCAUAGUGGAAUAGAAACAGUACAAUGGAAGAUAUUGGAUCAUUUAACGGAAGUAGAACAUGGAUCUCAGCGUAUUCCACCACAAGGCGAAACAACGAACAUUAAAGAGUGCCAAAGUAAAUAUUCUAAUAAUGCCAGAGGAGCCAAUUGUUAUUGCAUUCCUACUAGCACAUGUUAUCAUCGCCAUUUUCAAAUAAAACAACCUACGACUGCUACACCCGGAGAAGGCAUCUUAAACAAUAAAAAUACUGGUACGCAUGAUCAUGAUUAUCGUAUCGUGGUUACUGUGAUGAACCAAGCUAAAUUAAAAACAAUUCUAACUAAACAGGCAUGUAUUAGAUUUUCAUUAUAA
Messenger RNA from Patella vulgata (common limpet), 1251 nucleotides. RefSeq lists its product as uncharacterized. Lineage: Eukaryota; Metazoa; Mollusca; Gastropoda; Patellidae. The record is from RefSeq and is a predicted model, not a curated record. The coding region runs from base 49 to 1251 and encodes 400 amino acids. The transcript is spliced from 6 exons.